AUGGAUAUGAAAGAAAGACCUAUGUUGCGGCUGAAGGUCAGAGGAAAGCUUUUUUGGGGACUCUUAGAUACCGGGGCCGACAAAAGUAUCCUUAACCAGCUGGAUUGGCCCAAAGCUUGGCCCUUAGUGAAAGCUAAUCAGACUCUUCGAGGCUUGGGAAUGGCUACUAGCCCAGAUAUCAGUGCUGCUUCUUUGGAAUGGGAAGAUGAGGAAGGGCAUAAGGGUGUUUUCCAACCUUAUGUUUGUGCCAUUCCUGUCUCCUUAUGGGGGCGGGAUGUGUUAGAACAGAUGGAUGCUAGAUUAACUACGAGUGCAUUGUAUAGUGAGGCUUCCCAGGCUAUUAUGAAGAAGAUGGGCUACAGACCAGGUCAAGGCUUAGGAGCUAAAGAACAGGGAGAUCCUGAGCUGCCUUCUAUGGGAGGUCAGGGUUUUUCCUAG
Molecule: messenger RNA, 438 nt
Organism: Mustela erminea (ermine)
Lineage: Eukaryota; Metazoa; Chordata; Mammalia; Carnivora; Mustelidae
Product: endogenous retrovirus group K member 7 Pro protein-like
Exons: 1
Coding region: 1-438 (145 amino acids)
Biological process (GO): proteolysis
Molecular function (GO): aspartic-type endopeptidase activity; nucleic acid binding
Source: RefSeq, a predicted model, not a curated record